AACAUUACAUUUUAUUUCAUCAGAUAAAUAUUUGAAUAUUCGCACGCACUCGACUUCUGUAGACAUUUAUUUGGUUUAAAGAAUGAAUUUGACAUUUGUUGUCCGAAACAGUUGUUGUCAAAUGUUGAUCAUAUCCAACAAAGUUAUGCUGAAGUCAUUGAUCAACACGGUUUUUUUUUAAAUUAUUUCCCAACUUAUUUCACACAAUUGACAAAUUUAAAAUGUUUAAGAAUUUAGUAACACUUGUGACUGGUGGAGCAUCAGGUCUUGGCAAAGCAACGGUCACCCGAUUCGUUAACAAAGGCUCAAAAGUGGUGUUUUGUGAUUUACCAACAUCAAAUGGUGCGAACGUAGCGAAAGAAUUGGGUGAAAAUGCACAUUACAUACCAGCCGAUGUAACAUCCGAAGAAGAUGUUCGACGUGUGCUAUCGGAAAUUUCCAAAAAUUAUGGCAAACUAAAUGUAUUAGUUAAUUGUGCCGGCCUAAUGAAUGCCUAUAUCACAUACAAUUUUAUUAAAGAAAAGCCAAGACAUCAUGAGGAUUUUAUAAAAAUAUUGAAGACAAAUGUUGUUGGAACUUUUAAUGUGUCACGAUUGGCCGUUGGAUUAAUUGGUAAAAAUACGCCGGACAAUGAUGGAUUACGGGGUGUGAUUAUAAAUACUGCGGGCAUUGAAGCAUUUGAUGGAGUUCAAGGCCAAAGUGCUACUGCAGCCGCAUCAGGGGCAAUCCACAGCUUAACAAAACCGAUGGCGGCUGAUUUCAAAGACAUUGGCAUUCGUGUGGUGGCGAUUGCACCUGGCAUUAUUCAAACACCACUGAACGAUCAAAUUCCAAGCGAGGAGGUGGAGGCUAUUGUGAAAGAAUGUAUUCCAAUACCAAAUCGAUUUGGUCAUCCAGACGAAUUUGCACAAUUAGUACAAACAAUUGUCGCUAAUCCAUACAUUAAUGCCACUACAAUUGAAUUAUCCGCUGGACUUAAUUUCCAAUUUUAAUUUGUAUCCAAAUACGAGAAAAAAAAUCGUAUAAUUAUUAUUUAGAAAUCGUCGUUUUUUGGGAAUCAAAAUUCUAUAAAUUAAUGUACUAUUUCGAAACCAAUGGCUAUGCCGUCACCGAUCAACUCUAGUUUGGUCAGUAUAUUGGCUGGCACAUAUGAUACCAGAUCUGCAGUACUAAAAUUGAAAAAUCAAAAUUGAAUUAUAAAAUAAAACCGAAUUGAAUUUUAUUUGUUUUCAUAA
Contarinia nasturtii (swede midge) is the source of this 1235-nucleotide messenger RNA. RefSeq names its product 3-hydroxyacyl-CoA dehydrogenase type-2-like. The record is from RefSeq and is a predicted model, not a curated record. Bases 222 to 992 code for a protein of 256 amino acids. The transcript is spliced from 3 exons. Gene Ontology annotation, molecular function: estradiol 17-beta-dehydrogenase [NAD(P)+] activity. Lineage: Eukaryota; Metazoa; Arthropoda; Insecta; Diptera; Cecidomyiidae. Gene Ontology annotation, cellular component: mitochondrion. Gene Ontology annotation, biological process: estrogen metabolic process; fatty acid metabolic process; androgen metabolic process.